AUGGUCCUGAACGAAUUCCUCACUGAGCAUCCAGAUGUCAUGGAUGAUAUCGAAGAGCUACUUCAAGUAGGAUUAUGGACAAGCGCGGCAAUUAUUAUUGACAGAUCAUCCAACAACGCGAAAGCUGCGGCAGAAUUUCUGGAAAAAAUGCCAGGAGACUGGCCUGCAACAUGCAGCUCUUUUAUUUUAAAAGCUAUGGAAUCGAAUGAAUACUGGUAUGGUCUGGACGAAAAAAACGCUGGAGCUGUUCUGGACCGCAUGGCCAAAUUUGUAGUGGGGCUUAGAUCUCUGCAUCAAAUUAAGACGAUUGCUGAUAUUGCGUACAACCAAGCCGAAAGGUGCAGUCAGAAGGCCACCAUUCUUCAUACAUUCGCUUCAUGUCUUUUCUUGCGGGGAGUACCAAAUGAAUGGAAUCCUCGUCCAGCAUCUGUUCCAGUCGCUACUGGCCCGAAUUUGAUUGCGGUAAUAACGAAAGAAGGGAACGCCGCUUACUGGGGUGAAUACUCAGCUUCCACACUGAAAAUGGACAGGUUUACUGUAAACAUGAAUGUGACUUCUAUCAAGCCCCCACGUAUAUUCGAUGCGCUCGAUCAACUCUGCAGCAUCGCUUGUGGAACGGAACACCUGCUAGGCUUAACGGCCCAUGGAAAAGUCUACUCUGUUGGUGCAAAUCGUUACGGACAGUGCGGUGUCGGACAUAAGAAUAAAGUUGAGAGCGCUGUGGAAAUUGUUGGCAAUUACGGAUGCGCAAAAAUGAUAACUGCUGGACAGUAUCAUUCUGCCCUUGUCAACGAGCAGGGACAGGCUUUCACUUGGGGCUGGUCAUUUUACGGUCAACUCGGAAACGGUUCUGUAUUCGAAGACGUCACAGAGCCAUAUUUUGUCAAAUUCUUCACGUAA
This is a messenger RNA of Gongylonema pulchrum, 900 nucleotides long. Lineage: Eukaryota; Metazoa; Nematoda; Chromadorea; Rhabditida; Gongylonematidae. The record is from the annotation of a GenBank genome assembly.